Physcomitrium patens is the source of this 1528-nucleotide messenger RNA. The record is from RefSeq and is a predicted model, not a curated record. NCBI's taxonomy places the organism in Eukaryota, Viridiplantae, Streptophyta, Bryopsida, Funariales, Funariaceae.
AAUAGUGAUGGGAUUGUAGAAUACAGAACUAUAAAAACUAAAUUGUUGAAGAAAUAUUUACCUAUACAUGUGGUUGCGUGUAUAUAUACACAUAUACAUAUACACAAUGUUUUAUUUUUCAUUUAGAGCAAUUGAAAUGUUUUGCACUCGUUCUCUAAUGUCGACGCUUUCAGUGGCACACUUCACAACCCAUGUAGGCAACGACCAAGUCUUAUUUUGGAGCUAAGUGAAGCCAACGUUGAGUCAAUGGCACACUCAGCAAUUGGGCCUGUACUAAUUAGGGAUGGCGUAGACACAAAAUGAGCGAUCUCCAUGCACUUCAAGCUCCUCUGAUGCACUACUUUUAGGUUUUCGUCUGUCCGCAUCUCCUUUAGGGCUACUGUUUGCGUACACGAGCAUGUCGAGAAGUAGCGGAUUGCGGAGCAUGUUCUGAUUCUCCCAGCAGUAUUGAAUUUUUCGCAGGACUUGAGGUGCUGGAGCUGUACUUGUCGCUGAAAACCCUUCUCGCACCCGUCGUUUUCGGAGGCUGUGAAGAUGAAUCUUAGCUCAGGGAUUGGGUUGAAGCUAUCUAGAUAUGUAGUCAGACAGAAUGUGCCGCUGCUCUCUGUCACUUGCAAUUUCAAGCUGUCUGUACAUGAUUUGCGAGGCGCAAGGAGUGGAUUCACGAAAGGCGAAGAGUUGCUAGCGAAUUCGCAGAAGCGAGAGCAUUUCACGUGGCCUGGAUCGUUUCGCUCUGCAUCUUCUUCCUCGCUACUCUCCACCGUAAGGUGUUCCUCAACUGAGAAUCGUGGUAGUGUGGUCAGUGGUUCCUCAGCAGAGGACCUUGUGUCGGAUGAGCGGGACGGUACUGAGCAAUUGGGAAGGAGGAGGUUGGUAUUGUAUAGCAAGCCGGGCUGCUGUCUCUGCGACGCUUUGAAAGAGAAGAUGCAACUUGCGUUUAUGCUAGGAGGCGACAACGAUCUAUCAGACGUUGAGUUGGAGGUGAGAGAUCUUACCACCAAUGAAGAAUGGGAAAGGGCGUAUCAAUAUGAGAUUCCUGUCUUAGCACGUCUGAGAGCGGAUAAUUCAGAGGUUAAGUUCCUCUGCCGUUCCUAUUCGUUUUCAUGAGUCUCAACAUGCAAGUCAUUCCAAGGUUUUCUCCCAGACUUACUGUUGAGCAACUUCAAAAGAAGCUUGCUGCCGCUUUGGACUCCAAGAAGUAAAAACAUGGUGAAUUCGUGCCAAAGCUCGUUAGUUGCUUACAGGUCUAUUCUUUGAGCAUCAGAGCAUUUUUAUUUUGUUUUUUGUUUUUUUCUUCACAUUGUAGUGACUCAAGACGAGGAACCAGUGUCCAAAUAAGGAUGGAAUUAUUGGAGAACCUGCGGAUGUAAUCUCUUUUGCAAUGUAGGUAGGCACGCAGUAUUGGGAAGCAUGUUCUAACAGAUUGGACAGCACAUAGAUUCGUUCAACUGCAUAAAGUUCUUCCAUUAGUGAGCAAAAUGAAAGCUAGCAUUUCAUAAUCAAUACUUAUAACUUGAGUUUACAAAUU